AUGUUUAAAAAACCUGAGCCAAGGACCUUCGAGUCCUGCUCGACCGAUAGCUCAGGCGAAAAUGUUCAAAAAGUGGACGAAUCUCACAUUUUACAAGAUCGCAGAAUCGGAGUCUUUGGAGCCGUUUCAUUGAUUGUGAACAAGAUUGUGGGAGCUGGAAUCUUUUCCACGCCCGCGUCUAUCUUCAAGCUGAGCGGUAGCCCAGGGAUGGCCCUCAUUCUUUGGGUUAUUGCAGGCGCGAUCUCAACAUGCGGCGCAUUGGUUAUGCUCGAAUUUGGCAGUAUCAUUCCUCGAUCCGGAGGCAUGAAAUUAUACCUCGAGCGAUCUUUCUCACCAAAACUCAUGAUGACUUGUAUCUAUUUGUUCUAUUGCGUCUUCCUACGUGAGUCUCUGCCUGAUGCAUGUUGCGACAAUCAAAAUGGGGUUCUAAUGAAAGUAGAGGUGUCUGCCAGCAAUGCCAUUACCUGCGCUUCCUAUCUUCUCAAAGCUGCAGGUGUCGAAUCAACGACAUGGAAGCUGAGAGGAUUAGCGAUCGCAGCAACUGCAUUUGCAGUGGGCAUGCACACUGUUGCUCCGCGAAUUGGCCGAUAUGUGCAAGACAUGAUGAGUGCAGUCAAGCUCUUCAUUCUUUUGUUUAUUGUUUGUACUGGAUUUGCAGCCCUGGGUGGCCAUCUCAACAUUCCUAACCCACACAACUUUGAUCUAUCUACCUCUUUCCAAGGCACUUCGAACAAUGGGUACAACAUCGGUACAGCCCUGUUGGAUGCGAUAUUUUCAUUCCAUGGAUAUGACAACUUGAACAUGGUUCUUUCGGAAGUCAAGAACCCUCAGCGGACGCUGAAAAUCGCGAUUCCUACUGCCAUGGGUAGCAUCACGGUGCUUUACCUCCUUGCGAACAUCGCAUAUUUUGCUGGUGUAUCAAGAGAAGAAUUCUUAGCAUCUGAUUUGACGAUUGCCGCAUCCCUCUUUAGGAAUGUCUUCGGUGCAUCGGCAGCCACAAAAGCUCUCCCAGCACUGGUGGCCAUCUCUGCUAUUGGUCAUCUUCUGGGAAUUGCGUUCACAGUCCUGUAUUUUGAGGGAGUCGUGCUGACGGAUAUGACAGCUCGCGUUAUCCAAGAAUUAGCUAAGGACGGAAUCAUGCCAUUCCCGAACAUUCUUAUGCAAAAUCGACCAUUCAAAACACCCAUCUGGGCAUUGGCAAUCCAUCUAGGAGUCACAGUCCUUUUUAUCUGCGCCCCUCCUGCGGGUGAUGCAUUCGAUUUUGUUGUUGGUCUCAACUCUUACCCAACAGUGCUCCUUCUCGCAGCCGUCACAGCUGGGUUGAUGAAGCUGCGUCUGUCAAAAAGCGAAGACUUGAACUCAGGUUUCAAGGCUCCAUGGGCUGUUCUUGCAUUCUAUCUAGCUGGAAGCAUUUUCCUCCUUGUCAUGCCUUUCGUGCCACCUCCCAAUGGAAAGGGAAGCACUAGUCUACCUUACUAUCUAUCGCCCGUUGUGGCUUUGGCAAUUCUCUCUCUGGGUAUCAUAUACUACGUCGGCCGAUUUGUUCUAUUGCCAUGGAUCUUCAACUACAGGCUUGAAUUGAAAGCUAUUGAACUCAGUGAUGGAUCUCAGGUGUCACGGUAUAAGAUGAUCAGGAAUUGA
Messenger RNA from Penicillium brevicompactum, 1641 nucleotides. RefSeq lists its product as uncharacterized. The coding region runs from base 1 to 1641 and encodes 546 amino acids. The transcript is spliced from 6 exons. Gene Ontology annotation, molecular function: L-amino acid transmembrane transporter activity. NCBI's taxonomy places the organism in Eukaryota, Fungi, Ascomycota, Eurotiomycetes, Eurotiales, Aspergillaceae. Gene Ontology annotation, biological process: amino acid transmembrane transport. Gene Ontology annotation, cellular component: membrane. The record is from RefSeq and is a predicted model, not a curated record.